UGUGUGUGUGUGCCAGCGCCCUUUUGAGCUCACGCAUCGGUUCAUGCAGCUGCUGCCAUGCCUCCUCUGUUUGUGGCUCGGCCUAUGCGCAGCGUCCGAUUUUGCCGAUGUGCUGGCCCGUGCCGCUCGCGUCAAACAUGACAUCGUUUCUUGGCGUCGAGAGCUCCACCGCUGGCCAGAGCUCAAUUAUCAGGAGCACAAGACCUCGAAGUUUGUACAGAAGGUGUUGGACGAGAUUGGGCUCAACUAUACCACUGGAUGGGGGGUGAACACGAGACAGGACCGCAUCCCUGGGCAUGGCGGCACAGGGAUUGUCGUAGACAUUGGCACAGGAGCACCCCCAAUUGUAGCUUUGCGUGCAGAUUUUGAUGGUUUGCCAAUUGCCGAGGUAACCGCAGUGAGUUUCAAAUCCGAGAACGAGGGUUUGAUGCAUGCUUGUGGCCACGAUGGUCAUACGUCCAUGCUUCUUGGAGCAGCCAAGUUACUGAAAGCCUUCAGGGAUGACGGGAUUUCUGGUGGUAUGUCUCUUUGGCCAGCUUCGUUGCAGGGCACUGUACGGCUAAUCUUCCAGCCUGCCGAGGAGUCUGGUGCAGGCGCGGCACGCAUGGUCGAAGAAGGCGUUCUGCAAGACGUGUCGCGGAUAUUUGGAUUACACCUAUGGCCUUCGCUGCCCAGCGGCACCAUCGGAGGCAGGGCUGGCUACGCCAUGGGCGGCGAGGAAGACUUCGACCUCAUCAUCGUAGGCCGCGGUGCACAUGGUGCCAUGCCGCACGAAGGCAUUGACCCAAUCGUGGCAGGCUCCGCGGUUGUGCAGGCUGUGCAAGUUCUCGUCUCCCGUGAGACAGAUCCACUUGGAUCUGCAGUUGUGAGUAUCACGAUCUUCCAGGCAGGCAACGCCUACAACGCGAUACCCAGUGAGGUCCGGCUUGGCGGCACCCUUCGAGCAUUGACGGUGGAAUUGCUCGAGAAGUUGAAGCAGCGCUUCAUCCAGGUGGUGACCAAUGUGGUCGCUGCGCACCUGUGCUCUUUGAGCCGUGUGGACUUCUCCCCCGACAUGUACCUGCCAGUCCUUAACGACGUAUCUCUCUGGGAAUGGUUGUCCUCCUCGGAAGCUGGUAUUGUGGGGCCUGGUGGAGUGCCAUUUAGAGGUGAGUUGCCCCCAACUUUUGCCAGCGAGGAUUUCUCAUUCUUCAGCGCGAAGGUGCCCGCGGCCUUCAUUUUUCUGGGGAUGGGGUCCGGCUCCGACGCUGCAAGUCCAGGAUAUCCCACGAACGCUUCAUUGCACAACCCUGGUUUCAACAUCGACGAGGACGUCCUGCCUCUGGGCGCGGCACUGCACGUGCAACUGGCGGUGCAGUCACUCGUCAAGCUGGGCAGAUACACGACGCCGACGACGGAGUUGUGACUUUGGACUCUCGUCAUGAUGUGUUUGACUACUAUCGCCUCGCAUAAGCGGGCGGCGCGAGGGGGUGGGUCUUCCAACCAGGCGGGGGCUUCUCGGAUGGGCCCGGAAGCUUUCAGCAAGGCUUCUCAGAAGCCGGAAGGGAGGGCUAAUAAGAGGCCCCCUGCAAUCUCGGAAGAUUCCCGGCCUUUUGCGCAGGCAGCCCACUUCGCACAACCCCCUUGUGCAUGCCGCCUGGUCUGCCUGCCUGCCUGCGUUUUUUAUGUUUGUUCUCUCUCUCUCUCUUUCUCUCUCUCGUCUCUCGCCCCUCUUUCGCUAGACCUCCGUUUGGUUGCCUCCUUAUCUUCUGUCUCUGUCUCUAUUCAAACGCUUCGCGCUCACCGCCCGCCAGCUCUUGUGCUCGCACGACGAUCUGGACAUGGCCCCAUGAUGUGCUACCCCCCAGGAGGGCAACAUCGGCUCUAAGACCAUUCCAA
Messenger RNA from Prorocentrum cordatum, 1878 nucleotides. NCBI's taxonomy places the organism in Eukaryota, Dinophyceae, Prorocentrales, Prorocentraceae. The record is from the annotation of a GenBank genome assembly.